AAAACAUCACGUUGAGUGCUAUCCCAUGCCGAACGCCCUCAACCCAUGUGAAGAUGUUAUGGGCUACCAAUGGCUGCGCAUUUCGGUCUGGAUUGUUGUUGCUCUGGCUGUGGUGGGAAAUGUUGCGGUACUUGUUGUGAUUCUAUCGAUUAGAUCCGAAAGCCCAUCCGUGCCGCGUUUCCUAAUGGGCCAUUUGGCCUUUGCAGAUUUGUGCUUGGGAUUGUAUUUGCUGUUAAUCGCCGCCAUCGAUGCACAUUCCAUGGGUGCCUACUUUAAUUACGCUUAUGAUUGGCAAUACGUUAACGAUAAAAGUAAACAGCACAUGUUUUUUAUACCUUUAAUUUCAACAAUUAAGCAGAAGAAGCGCCGUGUGUUUAAAUUAGAGAUGGGAAAGGUACGUGAUUUUUAUGUGACAGAAUGUGUCACGAGUAUUUAUGCGUGGGUGUGA
Rhagoletis pomonella (apple maggot) is the source of this 448-nucleotide messenger RNA. Its product is annotated as lutropin-choriogonadotropic hormone receptor-like. The record is from RefSeq and is a predicted model, not a curated record. The transcript has 3 exons. Gene Ontology annotation, cellular component: membrane. Lineage: Eukaryota; Metazoa; Arthropoda; Insecta; Diptera; Tephritidae. Gene Ontology annotation, molecular function: protein-hormone receptor activity. The annotation marks the transcript as partial. Gene Ontology annotation, biological process: G protein-coupled receptor signaling pathway.